Coprinopsis cinerea okayama7#130 is the source of this 2526-nucleotide messenger RNA. RefSeq lists its product as hypothetical. The transcript is spliced from 7 exons. Lineage: Eukaryota; Fungi; Basidiomycota; Agaricomycetes; Agaricales; Psathyrellaceae. The record is from RefSeq and is a predicted model, not a curated record. Bases 1 to 2526 code for a protein of 841 amino acids.
AUGGCUCAAACCCCCUACGAAGAGGACAGAACAGAAUACGAACAAGAGGAGGAGUACGAGAGCGGAGGUCGUAGGAGUGAAAGUGAGCAUGGACAAUCAAGCUCCACGGAGGACGACGACUGGGAGGAUGAGGAGGAGAGCAGUCGCGACGAGGAGGAGGAGGAGGAGGUUGGGGGGGAGGAUGAGGAGCAGAAUGAGGAGAGCAACGAAGAGUCGAACCCCGGCGUUGACUCAGUUUUACAGGGUCCUGGCAACAGCUAUCAGUUUACUGCUUCCCAGGUCGCCUACCUCAAGACUCGUCUGCCUCAAUAUCGUGAAGGCACUUCGAAGAGGAGGGAUCAGUUGGUAUCACAGUCGGCAAAAAACAUCAUCUCGGAAUUGUACGCGAUCACUGGCAAGAAGCAGUCUCGGGAGAAGAAGAAACUCAUCACCCGGGCAGUGAAAAGUUGGUUUCGAGGGCGGGUUGACAAUUCACAGGUAAAGGCCAAGAAGUCCGUCUGGGGUGGACGAUACUAUGGGCAGCUCGUCUUCAAGCGAGAGAGAACUCGAAUUGUCCAGUACUUGGCGGACAUCAUUUCUCGUGGAGACCCCAUUCCCAACGACCUUCGAAGGCUCAUAGACCAUGAGAACGAGUUCUUGAGCGGUCAGUCACGCCAAGACAGCGACGACGAACACAACGAGGACGUGUCGCGUCCCCAAAAGCAGACACGGGAGGGAUUCACCAAAUUUCAGACGGCCGCGUCAAUGCUCUGGAGGAAAUUGACUGCGAGGGAAAAACAGGAGUACGAGGACAAAGCCAACGCUUGGAAGGAAGCGACUCCCCCCCCGGAGCAGCAACGAAAGGCUGCCGAGAAAUUCGCAUCCAAGAGGUUACUUCAAUUCUCGGAGGGACUUCUCAAAGAAAUGAAUGCUCGAUUGCACAUUCUCGUCGCGUUCGAGAACUCGAAAGGAAAACCAGUGGCAUUCGAUUUUGAAUUGUCCGGGGGCAACGCGGGAGCUCGGGGCCAAGCCUUUCGCGACCUUUACGACGCCCAGCUGAAGGAGAUGGGCCUGCUUGAGCUGUGGAAGGAUUUCGCCGCUGAUGUAUUUCUGGAUCCACUGGAGCAGGAGGAGGAGGCCCGGGGCCGUCGCAUGGCCAAGAAAUCGCUGAUGAACUUCAAGAGAAACGAGUUCGGCGAACCGAUCAUCCCAUCCAUCCGGGAUAAGCCAGGGACUGAGAAGCGCUCAAUUUGGCUCACCAAUUUCUUGAGGUCCUACCUGACCAUUCAUUAUAACAUCACUAGAGGAGACCCCGGAGGACGGACUCCAGUUCCUUGGAAAAGACUGGGUCUUAACGUUCGACGGUUCAUUUCACCCCGGUUCCUCCCAGACCAUUUGGCAGAACUACUCCAAGAGCCAAGUCUGAUGUCAUCCGGGGACAGGGAGAAGCUCUACAAGUUCUGGCGCAAGCGCCAAAAUAAUCCCGAGGUCGACAAUGUGUUCGAGUUCAAGAGGUAUUGGGAUCGCAAGUCGAAGACAUACAAACCUCGACACAAUCGCGAAAAGGCUUCUGCUAAUGGGCAACAUGACGAUGACGAUCAGGAUGAACGGGACGACAUUGAGGAUUGGCGGCCUGAGGAUGUGCAGCCAGUGGCCCCAAAGGCGCCUGCCAAGAAACCCAGUGCCAAGAAGAAGACGAAGAAACGAAAGGAUACACGUGCUGUUGAAGAGAGCGAUGAAGAUAGUGGUUGGGAUAAUCUGGAUUCAGAUUGGGGUGCGUCGUAUCAACCUGUGACGUCGCAAGGUCCCUCCCGUAGAACUCCCGGGUCAAACUCUGGCGAGGAAGCUGAAAGUCCAUGGGACGACAUUGAUUCUGAUUGGGCGAUCAACAAGGGAGGCGAGCAUCCAAGCUCAUCGCAAAGACGGAGGUCGUCGGUUUCACCCCCACCACCAGAUGAACAGGAGCAUUCUCCUCAGCAGGUCCAGGACGAUGAACCCAGUAGACCGGUUACACCAUCCAGCGGGACUCGCCGUGGUCUAAGCAUUCGUGCGGAGGAUAGGCGCCCAGAAGAUCGUGAAGGCCUGAGUACUGUCGAGGAGUCAGAGGAAGAAGAAUCUGAUGAAUUGCCCACCGUCUAUCAGGAUCAGCCCUCACGUACCAAGCGCCGAGCUCCAUUGCAGCCCGCCGAGCAGGUACCACUGCGACGAUCAACUCGCCCACCCAAGACAAGAAGGAUGGUUGACUUCAUUGACAUCGGCACACCCGUCACGCGCAGUAGGGGUGGUGUUGAAGACUCUGGCAAGCGAAUCACAAGGUCAGCCGCCAAGAAAGCUGGAGGUACCUCGCGGGGGAAUGCCUCGAAUGCAGCCUUGGCCGGGAACAAGCGGAAGUCCAGAGAAGAUAAUACCGAUGGGCCUGCUUCAAAGAAAAGGAGGGAGAAUACCGGAGUCACGAAGGUGACGCCUGCUCGAAGACCUGCUGUUUCUCAAACGACCAAGGCCAAGAAUGCCAAUGCCAAGCCCAAAUCGCGUGCAGGACGGCGGUGA